GAUUCCCUGAGAGACUCCCACGGUGUGGAUCUGUUUCACAAGAAGUUGACAUCGCAGGGGACGAGGCAUGAGAUUGCCUUUGGCGUUUACAUUUCAGUGUUUCCAAAUACUAUAACCCUCAAAAUCCUUUCCCUCCGUUUUCUUCUUUUUCGCACUCCACGUCUUUUUCUACCCUUUUAUUUGUCUCCAACGCCACAACAGGGAUUUCAAUACAAGCAGGAACCAUAACGUCAGGGCCGUUUGUUCCCAACCGGACUCAGCCACCCGAUGCCCACUUUGUUUUGACGGCCCAGCUGGACCCCGCCUCUCCGCGCGAAACCAUUGGAUGUCCCGGCAGCUUCUGGCGCUCUCAUUGGCCGAGAAGAUUCAUCCGGGAGGUUCGUCAGCGCCCAGGUGGGGGAAGCCUGUCGCUCGCUGGAAGUUGGAAGGGCGGAAAACUGACGGUAACUAUGGUAACGGGGCCUAGUGCCUGCCUCUAAGCCCUGGGUUCAAGGCCCAAAGUGCUCUUAACAUGCCUCCUGGGAAGGUGGCACAUAAGGAAGCCUUGGUCCUGCAGUGUGAAUGGGACAUGUGCAGCUUUGUGGCCUCAAAGAUGGAGGAGUUCUGUGAACAUGUGUCCAAGCACUUGCAGCAGCAUCUCCAUGGCAAAGAUGAGGAUGAUGAAGUGGAUUCUCUCGAAGAAUACGCCUGCCUCUGGCAGGAGUGUGGGUUCUGUUCUCCCGAGAGCCCUGCAGAGCUGGUCCGCCAUGUUUACUUCCACUGUUACCACACCAAGCUCAAGCAGUGGGGACUGCAUGCCUUACAGAGCCAAUUGGACCUGACUCCCUGUCAGCUGGACUUUCAGAGCCGGAACAUUAUUCCUGAGAUCCAGGAGAACUUCCUCUGCCUCUGGGAGUACUGCGAGAGAGAUUUUGAUAACCCCGAAUGGUUCUACAGACAUGUGGAGGAUCACAGUUUCUGUACAGAGUACAAGGCAGUUGGGAAGGAGAAUCACAUGGUCUUCUGUGGCUGGAAAGAUUGUGACUGCACCUUCAAAGGCCGCUGUAAGUUGCGCGAACACCUGCGCAGCCACACGCAGGAGAAGGUAGUGGCUUGUCCUACCUGUGGUGGAAUGUUCUCCAACAACACCAAGUUCUUUGACCACAUCCGCCGGCAGACCGCUUUAGAACAACAGCGAUUCCAGUGUUCCCACUGCUCCAAGAGGUUUGCCACAGAGAGGUUGCUGCGUGAUCAUAUGAGGAACCAUGUCAACCACUACAAGUGCCCCCUGUGUGACAUGACCUGCCCUCUGCCCUCCUCCCUGCGCAACCACAUCCGCUUCCGGCACAGCGAGGAGCGGCCUUUCAAGUGCAAUUACUGUGACCACAGCUGUAAGAAUCUCAUUGAUCUCCGGAAGCACUUGGAUACACACAGCAAAGAGCCGGCCUACCGCUGCGAGUUCGAGGCCUGCAACUUCAGCGCCCGGUCCCUCUGCUCCAUCAAGCUGCACUACAAGAAGGUUCACGAGGGAGAUUCGGAGCCCCGGUACAAGUGCCACGUCUGUGACAAAUGUUUCACUCGCGGAAACAACCUUACCGUGCACCUCAGGAAAAAACACCAGUUCAAGUGGCCUUCAGGUCAUCCUCGCUUCAGGUACAAGGAACACGAGGACGGCUACAUGCGGCUGCAGCUGGUGCGCUACGAAAGCGUGGAACUGACAGAGCAGCUGCUGAAGGACCGGGAGAAGCAGGGGGAGGCCCUGGACGACACAGCCCAGUGUGUGGUGCUGGCAGGGGCCGAGGGCAGCCUGCAGGGCAUCAUCCUAGAGCCGCCCACGGAGGAAGCUGCUGGUGCGGACUUGCAAGUUGCCACGCCCCCCCCAGGCCCUGCUCAACUGGGGGCCGAUGCAUCGCCAGAUCAAGAGCCAAGCGCCCCCUCCAGCCCCAUCAUCCGCGUUGUGAACAGGACCAAUGAACGCGGGGAGAGUGAGACUGUCUAUUACGUUAUGGCCAAUGCACCUUCUGAGAGCCGGGCAGUUGUGCCUGGCGGGUUUGCCACGGACCUGGAGGAGAACGUCAUGGACAGGCUUCAGAAGACAGCGGAGGAACUGGGCAUCCAGAUUGUGUGAGGCUCCUGCCUGAGUGUGGAGCUCCAGGCCCUUGUCCCCAGCCUCAGGAGCUGGACUGGGAUUGCAGAUGCCCUGCUUUGGCUCCCUGUGCUUCUGUAAUGCACAUCAUGAGAACCAAAAGAUGCCACCCGGAGAAGGGAGAAAGGGACUGUGGGUUGGUUUAGUUCUCUUAAGCAGCACUCCAGAGGCUCCAGGCUCAGCACAGAUGCUUUCCUCUGUCCUCCUGCCAGAGGGAUCCGGUGGGUGGUCUGGCUAAAGGAAGACGGGAGCCACCUUCUGGGAUAGUCAGUGUGGAACACAGGGGCUGGUUCACCUGUCAGCUGCAUGGUGAUGUUGUCUGGUGUGCAUAGUGCACAGUGCUGUGGAGCCCAUCCUGGGAAUGUGAAAUAUCGGGGCUGAGUUGAAGCACUGCAUAGUCCAAGAAUCUGUUUCUCGUGCUGCCUGCCUUGAAAGAUCCCCUGCCGGAAGCAUUUAUCUUUCCUUUGACGGCUUCCUGGCCGGCCCCCUUCCUUGCUGUGAGCCCCAUGCUCAGGCUCUGCAGUUCUCUGGUACACACAUAAACUGUUGGUCUCCCUGUCUCUUGAAACAUGUUCUGGCACCUAACUUGCCCAGCAUAGACAAUAAUACUUGACCUAGUCUGUGUCUGUGUUCCUUCCAAGCUACUCUGCCUUUGAGUGUUCCAAGACAGUUCUGGCACCGUUAUCUCAUAGGCUCUUCUGUUGCCUGUGGAUGAGGAACGUGAGCAUUUGAGAGCCACUUCUUUCCAGCUGCCACCCCACAGUUAGUUGCUUCGUCCCCCCCUUUUGUAGUUGUUGUUGUUAAGGCCCCUCUUGCGUUAUCUUUGUGGCAUGGGAGUCCCUUGGGUAAUGUAGGAAGCUGCAGGCUUUGUGAGCAGAGCUCACUCUGUGGCUCUUCCCCCCCCCUUACUUGAGCAGCACUGGAAGGAAUUGCUGCAACAGCAUGGAGAGACAGAGCAAAAAAAAGGGGGGGGGAGAUAAUUCUUGCCAUGAGGUCCUCUCCCACAUUGUGUUUCCAGCUCCUGGCUCACAAGGUUUGUGUUGGAACAAAAAUUAUAAUUAAAAAAAACCCCU
Molecule: messenger RNA, 3198 nt
Organism: Rhineura floridana
Lineage: Eukaryota; Metazoa; Chordata; Lepidosauria; Squamata; Rhineuridae
Gene: HINFP
Product: histone H4 transcription factor
Exons: 10
Coding region: 512-2107 (531 amino acids)
Biological process (GO): anatomical structure development; regulation of transcription by RNA polymerase II
Molecular function (GO): DNA-binding transcription factor activity, RNA polymerase II-specific; RNA polymerase II cis-regulatory region sequence-specific DNA binding
Source: RefSeq, a predicted model, not a curated record